Molecule: messenger RNA, 1176 nt
Organism: Nematocida major
Lineage: Eukaryota; Fungi; Microsporidia
Product: histone-binding protein RBBP4
Exons: 1
Coding region: 1-1176 (391 amino acids)
Biological process (GO): regulation of gene expression
Cellular component (GO): nucleus
Molecular function (GO): histone binding
Source: RefSeq, a predicted model, not a curated record
AUGUCACUGAGCGAAAUGGACGUACAGGAAAUCGAAAUAUGCGAAGAGUUCAAAACGUGGAGGAAAAACGUGCCGUACUUGUACGACAUGCUUUUGUCGCACGCGCUGACCUGGCCCUCCUUGACUGUGCAGUGGUUUCCCGACGCGGUGCGCAGCGAGGAAACCGAGACCACCACGCAGAGGCUGCUGCUGUCCACCCAGACGUCUGGCCAGGAGGAAGAGUACCUGCAGGUUCUCUCCGUCACGCUCCCAGACUCUGUGGUUGACGAGUCUGUCCGGGACCUGGACGACGGCGGGUACGGCCUGGGCGAGUCCAAGGUAAAGACGGUCCAGAAAAUGCCCAUGCUCUACGAGGUAAACAGGGCCAGGUACAUGCCGUCGAACAACAGCCUGAUCGCGGUGAGGUACGACAGCCCGGAGGUCCACGUGUACGACUACACAAAGCACCCUUCGUUCGGGAAGGAGUCUGUGCCCGAAGUCGUGCUUGAGGGGCACACCAAGGGCGGGUUUGGGCUUGCUUGGAACCCCGUUGUGGAGGGAGAGCUGUGCACUGCCGGGUACGACGGGGCGGUGUGCGUGUUCCAGAUGGACAAGGGGAGCGCUGCAGUGCAGACCAUCACGCAGGACGAGGAGAUAAACGACAUUGCGAUUUCGUGCGACGGCGCGCUUUUGGCGCUGGGCCUGGACAAGAACGGAACGGUUCUGGUUGACAAGCGGUCGCUCGAGCAAAAGAAAAUCCAGACAGAUGAAACGCUCAGCGUGAAGUUUUCGCUCGAAAACAGCUCGUUCCUGGCGACAGGCUCGAAGGGCGGCGAGCUGAAGGUGUGGGACGUGCGGAACGAGGCUGCGCCUCUGUACACGCUAAAGGGGCACACAGGAGACGUAACACAGGUGGACUGGUCGCCCCACAUGGAGACGGUCCUCGCUUCGUGCAGCAGCGACCGAAGAGUGAUUAUAUGGGACCUUUCCAAGGUAGGGGAGGAGCAGACAGAGGAGGACAGGGCAGACGGCCCGCCCGAGCUUCUCUUUAUGCACGGUGGGCACACUGACGCGGUAAGCGACAUAUCCUGGAACCCGCACGAGCCGUGGGAAAUAGCCAGCGUGGCGAACGACAACAUACUUCAGGUGUGGCAGAUAUCAGCAGGCAUAUCAGACGAAGACAAUGCAAACGAGUAG